Messenger RNA from Hevea brasiliensis (rubber tree), 3086 nucleotides. RefSeq names its product E3 ubiquitin-protein ligase RHF2A. Gene Ontology annotation, molecular function: ubiquitin-protein transferase activity. NCBI's taxonomy places the organism in Eukaryota, Viridiplantae, Streptophyta, Magnoliopsida, Malpighiales, Euphorbiaceae. The coding region runs from base 1794 to 2798 and encodes 334 amino acids. The record is from RefSeq and is a predicted model, not a curated record. The transcript is spliced from 7 exons.
UCUCAUAGUUGUUUUAUCAUAGUCUUGAGCUCUGGGAAGAUCUGUUUAGGUUUAUAUACCACUGUGAAACCAAAAUUUAUGUUAAUAAGUUAUUGAAGUGGACAUUAAAUAGGUUUUCAUUUUAUUGUGUUUAUAUUUUGAGGAUUGACCUGGCUGUGUAACCUAAAAGUACAUUUUAUUGAUCUAUACACAUCACAUUGCAAUGUUGACUUUAGUUUGCUACAUGUGACAUAACUUUGCAUUGAAAAUUAUGUUGUUACAUCUUUAGUGCUUACUGUAAAGCUUGAGUUUGAUUACUUGGAAAAAAAUUAGGAAAUUUAACAGUUAUACUAUUUGGUGCAAUUAAUUUUAUAAAAUGACAAGCUACUGAUUUAAAUAAUUCAUUCAUCAGCAUGAUUGUAAGUUGUAACAAAACAAUAUAAGAUGGCUUUUUUAAGUAUCUAAGUUUGUGUAUAGGGAUGCUAAUUUUGAGCUCUCCUCAAUGUUUGAUGAAUGGAAGAUACAAGAGUACAUAUGUUUUCUCCUCUCAGCAAAUCAAGAUUCCAAUGAAAUUUGAAUAAUUUUACCUAUAAUGGAGAUUGACCAGAUGAUUUAGCUCUCACAUAAUCUAAAUGUAUCCAUUGUGUCAUUGGUAAAUAUGGAUGUGUCUGCUUUGCUUAGCACUGGCAUUACUUGGGCAAUAUUAGAUUUAGCAAGUGAUGGAUGUACAUUUUACAUCAAGGGUACUCUGCAUUUGAUGGAUUGACAGAAAAUGACAAAUUCAUUUUUUUUGUAAGUAUUAAUUACAUUGAUCUUUUUCCCCCCCUGAAGUUCCAAUACUUAUCAUAAUUUUAUCUGGUCAUAUUAGUAGCUUUCUUUUCCUUCUCUCCCCUUCUUUACCUUUCAGUUUCUCUAUACAAAUAGACAAGGAAAGGGUAACCAUCUUAACUUCCAUUCAUUUCCAAUCCUCUCCACCUCAUUUACUUCCCUUCCUUUCCCCUGCCCUCCAGUGUCCUGUAUAUAUUGAAUGUUGGAUGAUUUCAUAAAGAGAGGGAGAUACUUGGUAAACAGAUGCUCUCUACAAUAAACGAGAAUUAACAAGUUAUUUGCUCUGCUGUUGUGAUUGAUUGAAAUGUUUUUAGCAAUGGCAUAGGUUGUUCUUAUUUCCUCUAUAAAACAAUGCAUAUGAGCAUGAAAUGUCAUUCCCUUCUGUUUAUAGUAUGGAAGGAAAAGAUUCAAGAGCUUCAAAGUAUUGAAACCCCUAUUUUGUGUGAAAAGAAAGGUGGGUUCAUAAUCUUAUUUUUUGAUGACUGGAAAUUUUUGUGUCGAUCGUUUUGAUUUUACAAGUAUUGUGAAAUGUGUAUGGUCUUUUUGAAGCUCAUCUGAAAAAGAAAAAAAAAAAAUCAACAGAACCCCCAAGGGAAAAGGUAGGAAGCAGUUGGAAUGAAUCAAAGUUGAUUUGCUGCGUAUCUUUCAUGGAACUACUUAAAUGGAGGAAACUUGUUCUAGUUAUUACGAAGACAGUUGAUUGAAAAGGGUUUAAGUGAGUUUUAGAUGAUGCUUUACUCUGGACUCUAAAGUUAGUCUUAUAUGGGGGAAGCCUCCAAGCGAGGCGCUUUCAACCAGGCUCUGUCCAGGUGUCCAGGUGAGGUGUCACCAGGUGCCCCCAGGCGAGAAAUUAAAAAAAAGAAAAAGUUGAGAAAGAGAAAAGCUAACCUAAUUUGUUUUCACUUAUUGGCAUCCACACGAUCACUAGAGAAUUAGGAUUUUAAGUUUGCAUGACAUAAUGAAUAUCUAGAAUUUUAAAUUAUAUUAUGUCUUGCAGGUGUCAGAGAAGCUCCCAAUGCCCCAUGUGCUGGCAGCCUAUCAGCCUGAAGGAUGCUACAAGUCAAGAAUUGCUUGAGGCCGUGGAACAUGAGAGGAGUUUUAGGUUUAAUCCAUCUAGAAAUGCCACCAUAUUUCAUCAUCCAACUCUGGGUGAUUUUGAAUUACAGCAUUUGCCAGUGGGUGCAAACGAUACUGAACUUGAAGAGCGUAUAAUCCAGCACUUAGCUGCUGCUGCUGCAAUGGGACGGCGUCACAUUGCUAGAAGGGAAGGUCAGAGGAAUAGAUCAUCAGCUCAAGGUCGUCCACAGUUUUUAGUAUUCUCGAGUCAUCCUAAUGCACCAGCUGGACCAAUUUCUUCCUCUCCAACUCAGAGAGAAGAGGGUGAAUCUGUAUCUACAAUCUCAGUACCCACUCCAUUAUCCCCUCCCAUGAAUGUCCGGGAAGAAUCUUUACGGUCAAUUACACCACAAUCAUCUGAUGUCCAAGCUGAUCCAGCAUUUGCUUCAGCUUCUGGAUCUAGUGUUCUUGCUUCCAAUCAACAUGAAAAUUCAUUGCACAAUAGGAGGUCUCCUAAUCAGUCUUCCCCAAAUAGCCAAGAGAGAGCGGGACCAUCAGAAUUUCAAUCUUUUUCAGAUUCUAUAAAAUCUAAAUUAAAUGCUGUUUCAAUGAGAUACAAAGAAUCAAUUUCAAAGAGUACAAGGGGAUGGAAAGAGAGAUUUUUUUCUCGUAGCAGUACUAUGGCAGAUCUUGGUUCUGAGGUUAGAAGAGAGGUUAAUGCUGGAAUCGCAACAGUAUCACGAAUGAUGGAACGUCUAGAAACAAGAGAAAACAAUAGAACCAGUACUUCUGCAUCAAACAAUGAGGAGGAUAGCUCAGUCUCAGUAACAGAAUCAAACAACCAACAAAUAUCAGAAACUGGUGGUGGCAAUCCUACAAGUAAUACAAAUACCAAUAUGCAAGCUCCAUGCGCUGCAAGUUCUGGUUCAGAUUAAGCAUAAUUUCAAUAAUUGCAUCAACCUCAACUGUUAAUUGAGAUAAAAAUGCAGGAUGCUGUUGAUGAGAUAUUAUCCAACUGCAGUCUAAUGGAUAGUUUUGUAAACAGGGUGGUGAUUAAAAUCAGAUUCAUAAUAAAGAUGCUGGAGCAAAAGGUCUUUUAUUUGGACUCGAAUACUGAUAGAUGAUUGUAAAUCAGUUCAUAGUUAAAUUCACUAAACCCUCACGCUAUGUUUCCUGAGUAUUUAAUAUUAUAAUAGCACGACUGUGGAUUUUUUUUCUCUAAA